UAGCUAAUUAUAGCUACGACGAUGAAUCAACGAGUAGAAUCAGCUGUUACUCUCUUCCUACUAAUAAUCUUCAUCAACUGCAGUGUCAUUGCGGAGGAAGAUGCUAAUCCUUUCAUUUCACUGCCAACCAGAUCAGCAAACUCCCUCUUCCUCCUCCUCUAUCCCUCCUGUCCCAUCAUCUCCUGUGUUUCCAGUCUUUACCAGAGUCCUGAAUGCCUUCCCUCCCAGUGAGGUGGAUGGUAGCCAUGUCUCAGUUGUUCUAGAUGAGGACAAAAUUGAGGGGGGUGGCCUACGGUAGAGUCCUUGAGAAAGAGACUAUGAUAGGAGCUGUUGAAGACUUUGUCAUUGACUUCAAGAACCCAAACAAGGAGCUGUGGAGGACUACGGAGUGGCAGAGUACGGCUACAUUGAAGGAGAGGUGGGGAUGGGAGACGAGGUGGUGGUGAUUGUGAGGAGGAGCCAGACACACCCUCACCAGCCUG
Messenger RNA from Geodia barretti, 482 nucleotides. Lineage: Eukaryota; Metazoa; Porifera; Demospongiae; Tetractinellida; Geodiidae. The record is from the annotation of a GenBank genome assembly.